Messenger RNA from Rhizophagus irregularis DAOM 181602=DAOM 197198, 907 nucleotides. The record is from RefSeq and is a predicted model, not a curated record. Lineage: Eukaryota; Fungi; Glomeromycota; Glomeromycetes; Glomerales; Glomeraceae.
UAUGAAAUUAAUUAUAUAAACCUCACUUUUAUCAAAAAAUGUUAAUUUUUGGCAUGACCCUUUUAUCCUAUUUUAAAUUAUAUUAUUGAAAUAUUAAUGAAAACACUCGUUCGUCCUUCAUAUAGUAAGGAUUUUUUAGACCGCGGGACAUUAAACGGGGGAUAUUUUCACAAUAUUGGAAAUAUUAAUAAUAUCCAACGACACGAUGAUAGAUAUUCGAUUAAGGCUGAAAGCUUAGAUAUGGGCGUUUAUUUACAAGAAGAUACUUUUGUCUCUGAAAUUAAAUAUACUAAAUUAGUUUAUUUCAUCAUUGAUUAUCAAAAACGUAAUAUAAAGGUAGAAUUUGAUGUUCAUGGUAAAUUAUAUUCAUUAGAAAAUGAAUUCAAUAAUAUUGAAGGUGAAAUUUAUGUUGAACAACAAAGACCUUAUUGGUCUAUUACCAUCGCAAACAAAUUUCCGCCAAGGUAUUCAAUACGUGAUGAUAACAAACGUUCUUUUAAACGAAUGACGAGAAUACAAAGUUUAAGAAAAAGUAAUGAACCACUUCAACCACAUAUGUCUGAUAAUAGUGAACAAUUAGGCAAAUGGGUAGUUUUUAGAAUAUCCUUUAACAAUCAAGCUAAUAAUCAAUUUUAUCGUUUUAUAAAUAUGAUUGAUAAAGCUAGAGAUUAUUCAUUAGUAUCUAAAUUUAAUAAACCAUUAAAAAUAGUAGCUGGGUCAACUUUAAACAAAUAUGUGAACCGUUCAAAUUUAGAUUUUGACAUCCUAUAUAUGAUCGAAUGUAACCUUUCUUUUAAUUACAUUCACGAUUAUAAUUUAAAUGAAGAUUUUUUUUCCUUUUUAUCCGUUCAACCAAAAGACGCUGUAAUUUAUGUUUUGGAAAAAAUAUUUGAAGAGAAAAAUCGUA